AUGCACCACCAAACGCCCACCGGCCUCCUCAAACUCUCGAGGACGCUCUUCCUCGCAACUCUGGCCCUCCCAGCAGCCCUUGCCCAGGAGAAACCAGCAGAUUCUGCGCUCGAGUCGCGAUUCUCGCGACCUGGUCCAGACCAAGGGAUCGUCGACAUAGUGCCCGUUGCGGAUGCUCCACCCGUCUCCGUCCAUAUCAAUGCUCCUGUCGCGAUCAUCUAUGAGCAUGACGAAAACAAAGAUAGCGCAGCGCUCCUCCCAAGAGCCUCAUCGCCAUCUCCUGCUUCGUCAACAAGCUUCCCCACAACAUUCGACACUAGCCUCUCCACCAACUUCACCACCGACUCCUGCAGCGACUUCAUAACAGAAACCCUCGCAUCCUCGUCCUUUACAGACUGCCACGCCAUCUCCACCCUCCUCCGCGACUCAACAGGCUUCUUCCACACCCUCACCUCCGCCGCCUCAACAUCGCACGUCCUCGACAUCGCCUGCGCCGCCGAUGUCUCCUCCUGUGCCGACACAAUGUCCGACCUGGCCGCCGACCUCCUCGACGACAACAACUGCGGCAUCGAUUACGCAGACGGCAACCCGCUCGUCUCAAACGCCUACGUCAACAUGAUCACCUACGAGCCCAUAUACCGUGCAACAUGUCUCCAGAGCCCGGACACAACGAACUACUGCUUCGUCGACGCCGUCACGAACACCUCGAAUCCUGAGGACUACGACGUCUAUCUCAUCCCCUACGGCAGUGUGAUCGAUACCUCGCCGUAUCCGACGUGCAAUGCAUGUCUCCAGGCUACGCUCGAUGUGUUCAGCCAAUGGGCGCAAGUUGACGGCCAGCCGCUGGCAGGGUCGUAUUUGCCUUCGGCGAAAGCAGUAAAUCGACGGUGCGGGUCGGACUUUGCGAAUGUUAACAUUACAGUCGGGGAGACGAGCAGCACUAGCGAGGACAACGUACCGCAUACUGAUGCGUCGGUCAAGCUAUCCGUCUCUCUACCUCUCUACAUCUCUCUAUCGGCCGUCGUUGGGUCGCUGCUAAGUAUAUAA
Molecule: messenger RNA, 1047 nt
Organism: Aspergillus calidoustus
Lineage: Eukaryota; Fungi; Ascomycota; Eurotiomycetes; Eurotiales; Aspergillaceae
Source: the annotation of a GenBank genome assembly